Messenger RNA from Fusarium musae, 1632 nucleotides. RefSeq lists its product as uncharacterized. The transcript has a single exon. The record is from RefSeq and is a predicted model, not a curated record. Lineage: Eukaryota; Fungi; Ascomycota; Sordariomycetes; Hypocreales; Nectriaceae. Bases 1 to 1632 code for a protein of 543 amino acids.
AUGGCUUCCAACGACUCGAGACUUGUCACUGAGAUAUGGGACAACAUCUGUUCCUUCCUCACACCACCGACCCUCUCAAACCUUCGCCUCACGUCUCACAGACUCAAUGGUAUCGCACGGCCAUGGAAAUUCAGGAGCCUACGCCUCGAAGCAUUCAAUCCACCAUCUAUUGAGCGAUUUAUCCAAAUCGCCAAGACCCCCGAACUACGAGGUUUAGUUCGAGAAAUCACUAUCGACACGCGCAUUGAGUUUGACUUUGAAUACCUCUGCAACGAGUCAUACAUCUUCCCCCUAGCCUUCAUGAACGCUCUCCCUCACUUACGAUGCUUCACCAACGUGACAGCGCUUCACAUUCGCUUUGAAGAGCACUGCGGCCAAGAUGACCGGUACUAUCAAACAAUCGAGGAAACCUUUGAGUUGCGAUAUCGCGUGCUUGAUACUAUCCUCCACUGCGCUGCGGGGCUGUGGACGCUGGAGAAGCAAAUCAAGAUUGAUCAGGUUAUGGAGGGAUAUAUCUAUCUCAAUGAGGACGAGGAUGAGAGGUUUGACUAUAGCGAUCAAGAUCUUGAGUUUGCCCACGAUAAGCCGUUCCCACUGAAGGAGUUGACGAUUACGCAUCUUGCGGAUUAUGAUGAUCCCAAUCUUGCUUCGUCUGAGGCCUGGAAGACGAUCAUCUCUCUACCAAGUCUCGUCGACCUAAGGCUUUUUGUCACAACAGAAGAGUGCGACGCAUCACCUGAGAGCACGAUUCACUAUAUUGAGAAGUACGAUUUCUUCGGCAACAUCCACAACACAUGGCUGUCCCCUAGCAUUGCGGAUCAUUUACGCGUACUGUCGUUAUACUUUAAAGAUUACUGGGGUUGGUUUCCCAUCAUGGACUUUCGAAACAUUGGCGAGGACACUCCAUUUCCUCACCUCAAAGUUCUUGCGCUGGGGAAUUACGUCUUUACUCAUGAGUGGCAGAUUGAGUGGUUUGGCAACCUCGGCAAGGAGAACGGCAGUGGAGGUCUUGAGGAGCUGUAUCUUGAUGAUUGUCCCAUCCUGUAUCAUGCGCUUCAACUUCGUAUAGGAAAUGAUGGGUAUGCUGACCACACAGCUCAUACAGCGCAAGGAGGUACAGGACGAGGAUGGAACCCUAUCAAGCGCGAUUUUCCCAUCCGAUGGCAUCAGAUCCUUUCUCAGUGGAAGGAUUCGAUGAAGGGGCUGAAGACACUCCGAGUUGGUCAUGGAUGCUGGUGGGAAUGUCCCAAAGAUACUCGCCAGGCGAUUCUACUAGACCCUGAUUACAAAGACAUCGACCUGCAAGCUAUGGAUCAUCGCCUCACGCGAAACCUGCACCGAGACUUUGCUUGUCCUCCCCCAACGGAAGAGGAAUACUGGGAUGGGCAGAAUACCUUUGUGUCUGAGAAGCAUAGAUAUGGAACGGGGAUCAGUAACGAGAGAAAGGUUCGGAUGCAGUACAUUGAGUACAAUUGCGGUCUCGGUCCGUCGCCGUGGUUGGAGAAGAAUUCGCGGUAUCGUGGUGACGAGAAGGGGUUUGAGCCAGAGAAGGGGACGCUGGAGAAGGAUAAUGCUGCGUGGGAUAUGAUCAUGGCCGCUACUCUAGCGAGGCGACAAGGCAGACUUGGUUAA